AUGACCCGAUUUCGAAUUUAGUUACAAGACAUAUUACAACGUGAAGUUAUUAUUUAUUUAUUUAUUUUUGCUUCCAUUAAUUUUGUGAAUAUACAAUGCUUUACAUAUUACCUUGUUUUAAGAGACUUUAUUUUGAAAGUACGUGACGUUUUUAGUUAGUGGCUACAGCGAGAUACGUAGAAGAAGAGUCUGAAAUUGAAACGUAGAAAAAGAAGGAAAGAACGUUAAAAUAUUACUUCUUAUUUUAAGGACUCGCACCCUCCGAAGUGGCACAAGCUCUUACGUUGGUCGGUUAAAAGGAUUAUUGUGGACAACGAUGAUACACUAAUAAACAAUAAAACCAUCAGUCAAGUGCUGACCAUCAUUCGGGGGAGAUGCGACAGUAAGAGCUUCACCUGCACCUGCUUCAAAGAGCUGCUUACGCAAUCUACGGACAGCACGGAGCACGCAGCAGUGAGUCGUAGCAGGUGUAACGGUCAAGAGAGACGGUAAGGACGAAACUACAUGCAAAUGGAUGAUGUGAAGGAAGAAAUAAAAAAGCUACAAACGGAAAUAGAAGAAAGUAGAGGCUUACUUCAUCAAGGAGAAUGCGAAGGCAUAUCAAGGCAGGAAUUAAAGAAGUUAAUUGAAAGCAAAGAAAAACGAAUAGCCGAACUUAAACAUGAAACGAGUGAGAAGGAGGAGGAGCUUUUUUCACCGCGACGUACACAACGUCUUCAUAAACCUACUGAAAGAAUGCAGGAAUAUCAAAUGGAUGAAUUAACUAAAAAAGAAAAACGUUUGCUCAGCCUGUAUGAACAAUGGAAAAUUCUAAUUAGAGCUUCCAGAGAGAAUUUAAAGAGAGACAUAUCAGAGUCUGAACUGGCCACUAUGGCAGAUGAUGUGGAGAAAGGAAUGAAUGAAAUAAUGAAACUUUAUGGAGAAAUAAGAGAAAAAGUUACACCAAGCACUGAACUUAGAAGAAAAAUUGAUGCAUGUGAGGCUGUAACAAAAGACAUUGUAAAAAUAGUUUUAGAGCGUCUAGCAGCAAUAAGUGGAGAUUUUGAUGAAGAAAAUGAAAGGCGCCGUCUCCACCAGCUACUAGCCCAUGACUAUGCUCACUCAAUAUAUGGAACUGCCUCUCAGUCACGAGCUAGUCAUUCCGACUUGAUAAGCGUAGCUGCUAAAAGAGCCGAAGCAGCCGCUGAAUUUGCUGCUAAGGAAGCGCAAUGCAGAGUAAUGCAAGAAGAAAUAAAGCAAAAGGAAAAAAUAAGGUUAAUGGAAGAGCAGCAUAAAAGGGAAUUGGACAUACAGAGGGCUCACUUAGAACGCCUACAAGCAGAAAGAGACAGAGAUGUGGCUCGUGCCAGACUUGAGAUUUAUGAUCGAGAAAUCGAACAGGAAAGUAUGUAUCAGCCUAUACAGCCAGACACCAGACAGCUUACUUUCCACACACAUGCAGAUCCUCAAUCCCUUCACACAGUUAAGCCAGCACCCCUAACUGAUGCCUCCUAUCUGGCUCAAGCAAUUCAAGAGAGCAUAGCCACACACAGACUCCCAAUUCCAACACCUACAGUGUUCAGUGGUGAUCCAAUCCACUACAUUGAAUGGCGAGCCUCAUUCCAGUCGCUCAUUGACCGAAAGAAUAUUUCCUCUGCUGAUAAACUCUAUUACUUAAAAAAAUAUAUCAGCGGCGCAGCUCAAAAAUGUCUUGAAGGCACGUUUUACAGAAGUGAUGAGGAAGCAUACAGAGAUGCUUGGAAUAAGCUUGACCAACGUUAUGGGCAGCCAUUCUUAAUCCAACGAGCUUUUAGAGACAAGCUGUCAAAAUGGCCAAAAAUUCAACCUAAAGAUGCUGAGGGGCUAAGGACAUUUUCUGAUUUUCUGAACGCAUGCUUACAAGCAAUGCCCCACGUGAGAAGCCUAGAAAUAUUAAACGACGGUGAAGAGAAUCAAAAGCUGAUGCUUAAAAUACCAGAUUGGCUGUCGGCUCGUUGGAACCGUCAAGUCACUAAGAUCCUCAUGGAUGGUAGAGAGUUCCCUUCCUUUAAGGAGUUUGCCAACUUCCUGUCUCUGGAAGCAGAGAUCGCGUGUAAUCCUGUCACUUCACUUCAUGCUCUCUACUCAUCUAACAAAAAAAAAGGGGCAAAGGAGUUAAAGGGAAACAAAGCUAACGUUCUCAGCACACAAGUGGCUACAAAUGAUAAUUCGUCAGUUAGCAAUGUAAAGUCAAAACACCCCUGCAUGUGGUGCAAAAAUGACAAACAUCAACUACAUAAAUGUCCAGACUUCAUUGAACAGUCUUUAAAUGAUAAACGGAAAUAUGUGAAGGAAAAAAGGUUAUGUUACGGUUGUCUCAAGCCAGGUCACAAUGCCAAGGAAUGCCGUUACCGUCUUACCUGUGACGUAUGUAAGGGGAGACACCCCACAUGUCUCCAUGAUGACAACUACAAGGCAUGUGAAAGGCGAACUGAGCAACAUUCUACGUUGAACACAGAUUCUAACGCCACAGAAACUACAGAAGCCAAAGCCCUCAAUGUCACUGCAGGAGGACAAUCAUGCAACACCUCCAUGAUUGUUCCUGUUUGGGUGUCUCUGGCCACCAAUCCUUUAAAGGAGAAGCUCGUCUACGCAUUGCUGGACACUCAAAGCGACAGCACAUUCAUCAACAAUGAGGUGAGCAAUGAGCUGCAAGCAAGUAUGCAACCUGUUAAGCUAAAGCUUACCACUAUGCUAGGAGAGAACAUGAUCGUGAAAUGUGAGCGAGUAAUUGGACUCAGAGUGAGAGGCUACCAUUCAGGCAUCCACAUCGACCUUCCUCCUGCAUACACAAAAGACUGUAUUCCAGGCAACCGCAAUCAUAUACCCACUCAUGAAACUGCACAUCGAUGGCCUCACUUAAGUUCCAUUGCUGACAAGGUUCCACCUCUUCUCCCCUGUGACGUUGGACUUCUGAUCGGGUACAAUUGUCCUAGAGCUUUAACACCUAGACAGGUAUUAACAGGAAACGACAGUGAGCCGUAUGCAGUUUGUACGGAUUUAGGUUGGAGCAUUGUGGGCAAAUCAAUGCCAAACUCAGAUGGAGCAGAGACUAGCCUGUGUCAUAAAGUCUCUGUAAAGGAACUUCCUCCAAUAACACCAAUGGAUGUGAUUAGUGCACUAGAGUCAGACUUUAAGGACAUGAAAGGGGAUGACAAAACAGUAUCACAAGAAGACCUUGGUUUCCUGGAAAAACUGAAAGAAGGCAUAAGACAAAAUGAACAGGGACACUACGAAAUGCCAUUACCUUUCAGGCACCGACCACACUUACCUGACAAUAGGAAACUCGCAGAAAUCAGACUUAGUCACCUGCGAAAGAAGUUUUACAGAGAUGAGAAAUAUAAAAGAGACUACACAUUGUACAUAAAAGAAAGCAUAGAAAGAGGUGAGGUAGAAGAGGUGCAAACUGAUGGAAUCCCAGGGGAGCGAUGGUACAUCCCCCAUCAUGGCAUAUACCACCCAAAAAAGCCUGGCAAGCUUCGCGUUGUAUUCGACUGCUCUGCGAAGUAUUGUGGCACAAGCCUCAACGAACAUCUUCUCCCAGGGCCCGAUAUGAUCAAUAACCUCACUGGUGUGCUCCUACGGUUCAGACAGCAUCCAAUUGCACUUAUGUGUGACAUAGAAAAAAUUUUUCAUCAAUUCCAUGUGCCUGAACAGGAUCGUGACUACCUGCGGUUCCUGUGGUGGAAAGACGGAGAUGCCAGCACAGAGCCUCAAGACUACCGAAUGAAGGUCCAUCUAUUUGGCGCAGUGUCAUCCCCUGGUUGCGCAAAUUAUGGGUUGAAGAACCUUGCUAAUGAGAACAGACACUCACACCCAGUUGGGUCACAGUUUGUAGCAAGGGACUUUUAUGUAGACGAUGGCGUGACAAGUGCAGACACGGUUGAAAAGGCCAUUCGAUUGGCGCAAGAGGCAAAAGAGAUAUGUGGCAAAGGGGGGCUCUGUCUCCAUAAAUUCAUAUCAAAUAGUGAAGCUGUUCUACAGAGUAUACCCUCGUCAGAACGGGCCAUGGAAACAAGGACAAAAAAAUUGACUUUCUCAGACACCCAGCUAGAGCGAGCUCUUGGGAUUCACUGGAGCAUUGAAGAUGAUAGUUUUAGAUUCAGCAACACUCUGGCAAACCAGCCAGGGACACGUAGAGGCAUAUUGGCUACAGUCGCCUCCAUAUACGACCCUUUAGGGUUCCUGUCGCCGUACGUCCUUACUGGAAAGAAGAUUUUGCAGGAAAUGUGCCAACAAGGUGUCAGCUGGGACGAACCCCUACCUGAAGCACUGAAGCCACGGUGGGAGAGUUGGCAACAUGACUUUGCAAACCUAGAAAAGAUCCAUAUAGCUCGAUGUUACAUACCUGUUGAUUUCGGAGACGUCAUAGAAAAGGAAUUGCAUCACUUUUCUGAUGCAAGCACAAACGGAUAUGGACAAUGCUCUUAUUUAAGAGUUAAAAAUAGCAAAGGAGAGAUUCACUGCUCUCUGGUGAUGGGGAAAGCUAGAGUUUCUCCAACAAAGUUAACAACAAUACCAAGGCUUGAAUUAACAGCAGCCGUAGUCUCAGUUACUGUCAGCAACUUGCUCAGAGAACAGCUUAGCUGUGCUAAUACAAAGGAGUACUUCUGGACUGACUCCAAAGUAGUGUUAAGCUACAUUAACAACGACUCAAGGCGUUUUCAUACGUUCGUCGCCAACAGGGUCCAGAGGAUCCGCAAUAGCACUAGCCCCCAGCAGUGGCAUUACGUGCCAACAGAUAGGAAUCCAGCUGAUGGAGCUUUACGAGGAAGAACGGUGAAUGAACUGAUCAAAUCAGAAUGGUUUUCCGAUCCCAGGUUCUUGUGGGAAAGUAACAUACCUACACCAGAAGAUGUGACACCAGAUUUGGAGAUAGGAGAUCCAGAGAUCCGAAAGACUCAAACACUGCAGACAUCUGCGUUACUGACAUCAGAACCAGUAAGCAUUGCAGAUCGUCUGUCAAAGUUUUCAUCAUGGUCCCGGGGCAUCAAAGCAGUGGCCCGUCUGAUUAGGAGGGCUAAGCAGAUAAAGUCAAAUGCGCCCUCUACAGUGAGUGAACAAAAAGGCUCAGAAUGUGUCAUAAUUAGAGACCUGCAGAGACAAGCAUAUGAAAAUGAAAUUGAACAAUUAAAGAAAGGAAAACAGUUGACAAAAGGCAACAAACUACAUAACCUGGAUGUCUUUAUUGACACAGACGGCAUUGUGAAGGUGGGAGGAAGACUUCGGCUCUCAUCUCUCUCAGAUUCAUUUAAACAUCCCAUUGUCAUUCCUAAAGACCACCAUGUUACUAAACUAAUAAUAGCACACAGCCAUGAAAUAACCAAGCAUCAAGGCAAAGGCUUCACUGCAAAUGCAAUCAGAUCCAGUGGAUAUUGGAUUCCAGGUAUGAGCAGAGCAGUGUCUUCAUUUAUUCGUCAGUGUGUCAUAUGUCGCAGACUUAGGAGACCAGCAGAAAGCCAGCGAAUGAGUGAUCUGCCGGAGGAACGUAUGGAGCCUUCCCCUCCUUUCACUUAUUGUGGCAUGGACUGUUUUGGUCCCUUCGUCACGACAGAAGGAAGAAAGCAGCAAAAACGGUAUGGGCUUCUCCUCACCUGCUUUUGUUCACGAGCUAUCCAUUUAGAAAUGCUGGAAGACAUGUCCACCGAUGCUUUCAUUAAUGGAUUACGAUGCUUUGUCGCAAUCAGAGGUGCUGUCCGUCAGAUCCAGUGUGAUCAGGGCACCAAUUUUGUUGGAGCCAAGAAUGAGUUCAAAGCAGCCCCCCAAGAGCUUGACACCAACAGAUUAAACACGUUUCUAUCACAAAGGCAAUGUGACUUUGUAAUGAAUGCGCCCCAUUCUAGUCACGCAGGUGGAGUAUGGGAGCGCCAGAUCAAAACAGUCAGAAGUGUCCUCAACUCUACACUGGCACUUUCCUGCAACAGACUCAACGACUCUACACUUCGAACUCUGCUGUAUGAAGUCAUGGCUAUAGUUAACAGUAGACCCCUCACCGUUGAAAAUCUACUCAGUCCAGACAGUCCAGAGCCUUUGACUCCCAAUCACCUCAUACAAAUGAAGACCAGCCCAGCACUGCCUCCACCAGGCAUGUUCCCAAAAGAGGACCUGUACGGCACAAAAAGAUGGAGACGCGUGCAGUAUCUAGCGGAACAUUUCUGGAGCCGCUGGAAAUAAGAAUAUCUUCACAGCAUUAUGACAAGACAGAAAUGGCAUGCACCGAAAAGAAAUCUGAAAGAAGGUGAUGUUGUGAUGGACAUUGAUGAACUAUCACCUAGAGGUGAGUGAAGGCUUGCAAGGAUCACUGAAGCUGUGAAAGGUAAAGAUGGACUUGUAAGAAAGGUGAAAAUCUCUGUUGGAGAUAAGAGACUGAACAAAAAGGGUGAGCGCUUAGGUAAGCCCUCCACACUGGAACGUCCAGUACAGAAGUUGGUACUGUUGUUAGAAGCUCCUUAAGCUGAUGUUAUGUUUAAGCUGAAAAUGAGCAGAAGUUACUGUUAAGAUCAUUUCAAAUGUGAAAAUUAUUUGUAGUUCAUUUAAGUAAUGAAAUAAUUAUAAUUUUGGUGGGAGUGUAAAUGACCCGAUUUCGAAUUUAGUUACAAGACAUAUUACAACGUGAAGUUAUUAUUUAUUUAUUUAUUUAUUUUUGCUUCCAUUAAUUUUGUGAAUAUACAAUGCUUUACAUAUUACCUUGUUUUAAGAGACUUUAUUUUGAAAGUACGUGACGUUUUUAGUUAGUGGCUACAGCGAGAUACGUAGAAGAAGAGUCUGAAAUUGAAACGUAGAAAAAGAAGGAAAGAACGUUAAAAUAUUACUUCUUAUUUUAAGGACUCGCACCCUCCGAAGUGGCACAAGGUUAGUCCUUAUUUGAUAAGACAUGUUUAAUAUGUGUUCAUGUAUUUAGAAAUGCUUGUGAAGAACUUUUUUUUUGUUCGUUAUUAAGUCUCUGUAGCUUAUGUAUAACGGGCGGAUUUUACAUAGUAACGGCCAGUACCGUAAUACAUUUUUUCUUCUGUGCUUUGCCUAGCUCUUACGUUGGUCGGUUAAAAGGAUUAUUGUGGACAACGAUGAUACACUAAUAAACAAUAAAACCAUCAGUCAAGUGCUGACCAUCAUUCGGGGGAGAUGCGACAAAAUAUUU
This is a messenger RNA of Cyprinodon tularosa, 7156 nucleotides long. RefSeq lists its product as uncharacterized. NCBI's taxonomy places the organism in Eukaryota, Metazoa, Chordata, Actinopteri, Cyprinodontiformes, Cyprinodontidae. The coding region runs from base 505 to 6192 and encodes 1895 amino acids. The record is from RefSeq and is a predicted model, not a curated record. The transcript has 2 exons. Gene Ontology annotation, molecular function: nucleic acid binding; zinc ion binding. Gene Ontology annotation, biological process: DNA integration.